AUGAAUAUCCCGUCGUUACUUGGUGACGGUCAGGGCAACUAUAGAGUACAUGUCGUGGGCAAUAGUGGCACUGGCAAGUCGACUGUAAGCGCGUAUAUUGCCAUGAAACUCAAUGUGCCACACAUCUCUCUGGAUGCAUUUUUCUGGGGACCUGGGUGGACAAUGCCGAAUUCAAAUGACGAGUUCGAGGAGAAAGUUUCCGCUGCGAUGUCGCGCAACAAGGGAUGGGUCAUUGACGGCAAUUACUAUAGUACCCUUGGCACGCUCAUCUCCGAUCAUGCAACAGAUGUCAUUUGGCUCGACCCACCUCUAUGGUUGUACUUGCCACGAAUCUUUUGGCGUACGCUUCUUUGCCUGUUGAACAUAAUUCCGACCUGCGCAGAAGGAUGCGAUGAAACUUGGGGAGAGGUCUUAUCAACGAAAGGCAUCAUCUGGUACUGCAUUUCCCGCCAUGGAUUUUGCAAACGCAAGUUCGGUGGAAUGCUCGCUCGUACCUCGAUUGAAAAAGGAGGGAAUAUGAGGCGCCUCAAUGAGUGGGAUGGCGAUUUAACGACAUGGAAGGCUGGAUUCGAGGAGAUGCUGCACACACGCUAA
Messenger RNA from Suillus paluster, 594 nucleotides. RefSeq names its product AAA domain-containing protein. The record is from RefSeq and is a predicted model, not a curated record. The transcript has 4 exons. The coding region runs from base 1 to 594 and encodes 197 amino acids. NCBI's taxonomy places the organism in Eukaryota, Fungi, Basidiomycota, Agaricomycetes, Boletales, Suillaceae.